Messenger RNA from Dinoponera quadriceps, 2417 nucleotides. Its product is annotated as gastrin-releasing peptide receptor-like. NCBI's taxonomy places the organism in Eukaryota, Metazoa, Arthropoda, Insecta, Hymenoptera, Formicidae. The record is from RefSeq and is a predicted model, not a curated record. Gene Ontology annotation, cellular component: membrane. Bases 278 to 1522 code for a protein of 414 amino acids. Gene Ontology annotation, biological process: G protein-coupled receptor signaling pathway. The transcript is spliced from 8 exons. Gene Ontology annotation, molecular function: G protein-coupled peptide receptor activity.
UGCCGAAUUGAUAUCCCGUUUCUAUAUAUAAAACAGGGCAAUCUCAGCGUAAUAUACUUUCCUCUGUUGUGCGAGACUCGUAAUGUGUCUUCGAGCUAUUAACGUUCUGUCGGUAGUUUCAACGUUGAUCGAUGUGCCUCUUCCAACCGCGCGUCAAAUUUCCGAUCUACGAAAUUGAAAUUAGCAUAACGGACGCGCCGGAUUUUUUUCACAGAACAGCCAAUCGCUAAGAAAACCCGCCAGUUUUGUAAAAUAGAUCGAGAGAGGAACACACGAGAUGAUGAUGAUGGUAAUAGCGAGCGACGUUCUGAAUACAAGCAGGAGCUCCGAGAUAGAGGAAUACGACGACAUCGAUGAUUUUUACAUACCGUAUGAUCAACGACCCGAGACUUACAUCGUGCCCGUAGUAUUUUCAAUAAUCUUGGUCGUGGGUGUCACGGGGAAUGGCACGCUGGUUCUCAUUUUACUAUGCCACGCCAAUAUGAGAAAUGUGCCGAACAUUUACGUGCUAUCUUUAGCCUUGGGCGAUCUGUUGUUGAUCGUGACCUGCGUACCUUUCACGUCUAUCCUUUACACACUUGAGUCGUGGCCAUGGGGCUUGUCUAUCUGCAAAUUGUCCGAAUACGUUAAGGAUAUUUCGAUCGGUGUGUCGGUAUUUACUCUGGCAGCUUUGGCAGCCGAAAGGUAUUGCGCCAUAGUGAACCCCAUUCGUCGCCACGUAGCGGGUUUGAGUGCGAAACCGUUAACCGUUUUAACGGCAUCCCUUAUCUGGGUGUUAGCGAUUGUCUUAGCUCUGCCAGCCGUACUCUUCUCCCAUGUGCCGGCUAUAGUGUUGGGAGGAAACCACAGCAUUCUAAUCUGCAGCCCUUUUCCCGCAGAAUUCGGAGACGGGUACCAGAAAGGCAUAGUAAUGUUCAAAUUCCUGGCGUAUUACGCGAUACCAUUGUGCGUGAUAGCCGGUUUCUAUCUAGGUAUGGCACGGCAUCUAAUAUUGUCUACCAGGAAUAUGCCAGGUGAACUUCCCGGCUGCGAACAGAUAAGGGCACGCAGGAGGGUGGGCAAAAUGGUAUUGUCCUUCAUAAUCGUUUUCGUGAUUUGCUUUCUACCGUACCACGUGUUUAUGCUGUGGUUUCACUUCUGGCCCACCUCGCAGGACGAUUAUAACGUUUUCUGGCAUAUAUUCAGGAUAGUCGGUUUCUGCCUCAGUUUCAGCAAUAGCUGCGUAAAUCCCAUAGCUCUCUAUUUCAUCAGCGGCACGUUUCGUCAAAGCUUUAACAAAUAUUUGUGCUAUUGUCUACCGGAUGGCUGCGUCGUAUGCGGCGGCAGUCGUAUGGAAAGAACUGGAACUCACGGCGGCGUUGGUUCUUCUCAAAGAAGUCGCGGCAUACGUGGUACGUUUUACGAGACCAGUUUCGGUUCCACUUUCCGCAGACACACCCAGGAAUCGACCGGGGUAUUCGAGAUGGCCAGCAUAGAAAAGACUAAGCCUAAUCCGUGCGAUCGGAGGUUGCUUGCGGAGUAAUUUCGAAAGUUUAUAAACCGAGCAUGGACGCUGAUUCAAGUUACAGCACGAAUGCACUCGCGAUAAAUCAGCUCAUUGCUAAUGAUGACGAGCUGAAACGGACUCAGAACGUUUCGUCGAAACGCUAUAACGUUCAGGCCGUAGAUCACGGAUUAUGGUCGAGUGACCGUAAAGAAAUGCGAUGACAGGUUUUGAAGAUAAUUCUCAUUCGAGUAAUUGGGCGAUUGAUGCGAAGAUGAAACUUAUAAGUGUCCACUUGUAAUCUUUUUGCUUGAAGUUUGGAUUUAGAAUUAUACGUAUACGAUAUUUUUCACUCUAUGAUACAGAAUCAGUAUACAUCUAAUCUUUUUCGUAUGUUAAGCGUUUACAUACUCAAACUGCGAUUGCGUUGUUCACAGGAUUUUUCCAUGAUAAUCUUUAUUCAGAGAUUAAUUAUGCAAAUGGAUGAAGCAGUGAGAAAAGCAACGGCAUAUUGGAAUGCGCCUGAUUAAUUUCCUUUUUUUACAUAACAGGAACUUUCUCUCUCUCUCUCUCUCUACUUCAAUCUAAUAAAAAAACUAUCGAUACUCAAUUUUCUAUUUUUUUCAAUUUGCGUUUUUAAACGAUUAGGAAAAUGGACAUCGAAUACGGAAGUUUUAGUCUUUCUAUCACUAAAACGUAGUAUACAUGAAGAAAUAUUUCGUACUAUAUAUGCGUGCUAAUAUACAUUUCUUGUUCAAUUUAGUCGAGAAGUUAUUGGCAGUUAGCUGCCAUUAUCCUUACAUACUUUCCUCGCACUUAAAAAGACUAGGUUUUAAGGAUAGAUCUUGAGAAAAUACGACCGACCAUUAACCACUUUAUACGCUGGUUGAAAUUGUAAAAACAACGAAAGCCGAAUUCGCUCGUUAAUACGAUA